AUGGCAGCUCCCACUGCAUUGACAGUGAAUGCUCGCAUGCGAGCAUUAGCGUUAUAUUUUCAUCAUUGUCAACGAUCAAAGCGAUGGAUUAACCACAAAACAGGCCGAAGAACCUCUUUUGGCCACUUACUGAUAAGACAUGUUGCCACCGUGGUCUCAGGAACAGAACUCGCCCUUCAGAUCCAUAAAGAAAUCCAAAGUGAUAUAACAAAGCUAGUGGCCCAAGGCAACAGAAGACCUCACCUUAGUGUUAUUCUGGUGGGUAAUGACCAUGCCAGCCACACUUAUGUGAGAAACAAAACAAGAACAGCUUCACUACUUGGCAUGUCAAGCAGCAGAAUCUUCAGGCCAUCAUCAGUAUCUCAGGAAGAGUUGCUGGAUCUGAUCGACAAAUUUAACAAAGACAGAAACAUCAGUGGGUUGCUUGUUCAGCUGCCUCUUCCAGGGCACAUAAAUGAGAGAGCCAUAUGCAAUGCUGUCGCCCCGGAGAAAGAUGUUGAUGGAUUCCACAUCGUAAACAUUGGGAAACUUUGCUUGGACCAGAGAUGCAUGAUACCAGCAACAGCAGCAGCCGUGUGGGAAAUCAUCAGAAGAACAGGCAUUGAAACAGCUGGAAAAAAUGUGCUUGUUAUUGGACGCUCCAAGAAUGUAGGAAUGCCUAUUGCAAUGAUGCUACAUUCAGAUAGAAGACAUGAACGGCCAGGAGGUGAUGCUACAGUUAUCAUUGCUCAUAGAUGUACUCCUCUACCACGACUGAAGGAACUUGGCAGUCUGGCUGACAUAGUGAUUGCGGCUGCAGGUGUGCCUCACUUAAUAACAGCAGAUAUGGUUAAACAGGGAGCUAUGGUAAUUGAUGUUGGCAUCAAUCGUAUCCAGGACCCUGCCACUGGUAAACUUUGUCUGGUUGGAGAUGUGGACUUUGAAGCAGUGAAGGAGAAGGCUGGAUUUAUCACUCCUGUGCCCGGUGGAGUCGGUCCAAUGACCAUCGCCAUGGUGAUGAAAAACACAGUCACCGCGGCCAAAAAUUCACCAACAUACUGAGAAGAAACAAGACGACGCUAUCAUUAAAAGUGGACAGGAUUCAAGCCAUUUCACAAUCUGGAUUUAUUUAAUUGGCACAUAUCCUGAUUGUAAACGCAAGCCCCUGCAAGCUCCCCCUUUUACAUCCUUCCCUGCCCGCCAGCAAGCUGUAACAGGCCUUUUGUUGCUGGCAUGGCAGCCAAGCGUGUCACUGACGCCAACUACACCCUAUUUUUAUUUUUUUACCUCUGUAAUAACCAUUAGGAUGAUACAUCCUUACAGAAACUGAAGAAUUGUUGCCUGUGUUACCGCAGGUGUUCUCUCAAAACCUUGAAAAUCAGGGGUUUGUAUAAGUGUUAUAACUUGUUAUAACAAGUGCUUCCCUACUGUAAUAAUGCAACCCAAGAGCAAGGACGGGAGGUUUGCUUACGUCACUCAUAGCAGUUUCGGUAGGUGCUUACAGUUGGCUGCAUUGAGGUUAAUUGGCGGUUAUUAGAUGACUGACAGACGGAGCUGUUAGACGCUGAAAUGAAAGGUCGGCAGCAUUGAAGACAUUGAAAAGGUUUAAUAUUUUCUCAGGAAACAUUUCUUAAGGGCACCAUUUGAAUUAAGAAUAACAAAACGUCAAAACUAAACCAUGAAUUCUGCUGUAUUUUAUUUAUUUAUUUAUGUACUGUAUGUAUGCACACACUAAAAAUGCUGGGUUGUUUUUAAUCCAUGCUGGGUAAAUAGUGGACUGAACACACCGCUGGGUUAAAAAUGACAUAAUGCUGUUUUUUUGUUACCCAACCUUUGUUUGUAAUAACAGCAUUUUGUCCAAUGUUUACCCAAAAUGGGUUAAAACAACCAAUUGGUCAUUGCGAGUGUGGUUCAUUGUUGUUAUUUAUUUAGAAAUGUUUGCAUUUUUGUUACAUACUUGUUUUUGUAUAGAACGUAUUUACAGUAUUUAUGAUUUCUAUUGCCAUAAAGGUAUUUGAUACAAUUUCUGUUGUUCAGUCAUUUAUGUAAAUGUACACAUUCCAAAAAAGUAUAUGUAUUGAAGGUUCCCUACAACAAUUUAUAAGUUGAGCAGGACUCUCGGACUGUAUUUAUUAGUGUAAAUAAUGUUAAUGCAGCGUUCGAAGAAUAAGACGGAAAUUAAACACUGAAUUGAACAUGAAGUAGUUUAGUGCAGUGGU
Molecule: messenger RNA, 2198 nt
Organism: Paramisgurnus dabryanus
Lineage: Eukaryota; Metazoa; Chordata; Actinopteri; Cypriniformes; Cobitidae
Gene: mthfd2l
Product: methylenetetrahydrofolate dehydrogenase (NADP+ dependent) 2 like
Biological process (GO): tetrahydrofolate interconversion
Cellular component (GO): mitochondrion
Molecular function (GO): methenyltetrahydrofolate cyclohydrolase activity; methylenetetrahydrofolate dehydrogenase (NAD+) activity; methylenetetrahydrofolate dehydrogenase (NADP+) activity
Source: RefSeq, a predicted model, not a curated record